UCAUCACCACAUCACACAAUCAACUUCAUUCACCCUCUAAGAGCUUAAUUGCUUGCCAUUUUAGUUAGCUCAAUCCACAAUGGCAACUAAAAUUGUCACCUUGUCUUUCGUGUUCCUCCUAGCUCUAGCCACAUCCACUGAAGCCUCAAAGUACCAGUUCCAAAAGCUCAAAGAAACCAACAUGGUGUUCUACAUGCAAGAUUGGGAGACGGGCGCCAAUGCCACUGCCACCCCAGUCGCUGGCAUCCCCCACAAGCGGUGGUGGAUCCUUGGGUUCGGAACGAUCUUUGCCACGGAUGAUAAGUUGACAGUGGCUAUUGAAAGGAACUCAUCUGAGGUUGGAAGGGCUCAUGGAAUUUACGUGAACUCAGCAUUGGAUGGCUCUGAUUUGCAUCUAUUGAUGUCAUUUGUGUUCACCAACAAGGAGUACAAUGGUAGCACCUUAGAAAUACAAGGGGCAGACAGGUUCUACCUAAAGUAUAGGGAGGUAUCCGUGGUUUCAGGAACCGGGUUAUUCAGGUUGGCUCGUGGUUAUGCUACUUUGGAGACUCUUUUUCUUGACAUUCCCAAUUCUAAUGCAAUCAUCAGGUGGAAUGUGACAGUUUUUCACUACUGAGUUGUUGGAAUAUUAGUAUGGAAUAGGCGUAAAAUAGAAAUGGAAUGGUUUGUCAUAUUUUUGAUUUACCAUAUAAUAAAAUGAUUGUAAUAAUUUGUUUUGACAAGUACCUUAAUGUUUAAGGAACAAAGUUUUCUUCU
Messenger RNA from Quercus lobata, 756 nucleotides. RefSeq names its product dirigent protein 22-like. Bases 80 to 616 code for a protein of 178 amino acids. The record is from RefSeq and is a predicted model, not a curated record. Lineage: Eukaryota; Viridiplantae; Streptophyta; Magnoliopsida; Fagales; Fagaceae. The transcript has a single exon.